CCACUCUGAUCCCAAAACGAUAGAAUGUGGAAAUCAUCUCAUAAUGUAUACGGUCAUAUUCCUCAUUUACGUUGCAAGCGCAUAACAGAAUGUUCUGUACAACGAUGGAAAAGCACGGCAGAAAGGGUUCUUGCUAUUAGAAGAGAAGAUGCUUCCAUUUGGGAAAGGAGGGCACCUCUUGCUCCUGCUCAUGUUAAACAGUUAGUAAAAGAAGGUGUUAAAGUUCUUGUUCAACCUUCAAAUAGGCGAGCAUAUCCAAUGCAAGCUUAUAUUAAUGCAGGGGCAAUUAUUCAAGAAGAUAUCAGUGAAGCUCCUUUGAUCAUUGGUGUUAAACAAGUUCCUAUUGAUACAUUAAUUCCUAACAAGACCUAUGCAUUUUUUUCACACACUAUUAAAGCUCAGGAAGCAAAUAUGCCAUUAUUAGAUGCCAUUUUAGAAAGGAACAUACGAUUGAUUGAUUACGAGAAAAUGGUUGACAAUAGAGGACAGCGUGUUGUUGCAUUUGGAAUGUUUGCAGGUGUUGCAGGUUUUAUUAACAUCCUUCAUGGUUUAGGGUUGAGGUUAUUGGCAUUAGGACAUCACACUCCUUUCAUGCAUAUCGGUCCUGCCCAUAAUUAUCGUAAUAGUGGUAUGGCCAUCCAAGCAAUACGUGAUUGUGGCUACGAAAUUGCCUUAGGAAUGAUGCCUCGUUCCAUAGGACCUCUUACUUUUGUAUUUACUGGAAGUGGAAAUGUAUCUCAGGGUGCUCAAGAUAUUUUUCAGGAAUUGCCAUACGAAUAUGUUAAUCCAGCAGAUUUACCUCAAGUAGCCGAACAUGGGUCAAUGAGUAAAGUAUAUGGUGCAGUUGUCAGCAGAGAUGACCAUUUAGUUAGGAAAGAAGGUGGUAAAUUCGAUCCUGAAGAAUAUGAACAGUUUCCAGAACGUUACUAUUCUAAUUUUGCUAAAAUGAUUGCACCUUAUGCUUCAGUGAUUGUAAAUGGAAUUUACUGGGCAGUAAAUUCUCCAAAAUUAUUGACAAUACCAGAUGCAAAAUAUUUGCUUCAGCCAUCAUACACUCCUUGGCUUGCAACGAGUAGUGGAUCACCAGCUCUUCCUCAUAGACUUCUAGCUAUUUGCGAUAUAAGUGCAGAUCCUGGUGGUUCGAUUGAAUUUAUGACUGAAUGCACGACAAUAGAUACACCAUUUUGUUUAUAUGAUGCCGAUCAACAUAAAAAUAGUGAAAGUUUUGCAGGGCCUGGUGUUCUUGUUUGCUCAAUUGAUAAUAUGCCCACUCAACUUCCUAGGGAAGCUACAGAUUGGUUUGGUAAUUUGUUAAUUCCGUAUAUGACUAACAUUCUUCAAUCUGAUGCAACUAAACCAUUGGAAGAACACAAUUUUGGUCCUGUUAUACAUAAUGCAAUUAUUGCAAGUAAUGGGAGGCUUACACCAAAUUUUGAAUACAUAACAGAAUUGAGGAAGACUGCUAGAGCAGGAUCUCAAAAAAAAGCACAGUCGGCAGCCGCCGAACGAAUUAAAAAAGUAUUAGUACUCGGUGCAGGUUACGUAUCCGGUCCUCUAGUGGAAUAUUUAACCAGAGAUAGGACCAUUCACGUCACAGUGGCUUCCGCUUUACAAAACCAAAGCGAGGCACUCGUACAAAGAAAAGAAAAUACGGAGUCCGUCGUCCUGGACGUAACAAAAGGUCUCGAAACUUUAGAAGAUUUAAUUCAAGACGCAACUCUAGUCGUCAGCCUUGAUCAUGAAACAUCUACUUUACCAAAUCAACAGAUACACAGCAAAAACUUUUGUCUCUUACCUUACUCCCUACAUCCAAUGAUUGCCGAAUAUUGCAUAAAACACAAGACUAAUAUGGUGACAGCUAGUUACUUGACAGCCGAAAUGAAGCAAUUACAGAACGAAGCCGAAAAUGCGGGAAUAACUGUCGUAAAUGAAGUUGGUUUGGAUCCCGGUAUAGAUCACCUGUUAGCCAUGGAAUGUUUCGACGAAGUUCAUUUAAAUGGUGGAAAGGUAAAAUUUUGAUGAUAAUUUUAGAAUAUUCAUAAAUGGUAUGUGUGAUUAGACUUUAUUUUUUAUUUGUCGGAAGUUGUUUGAUAAAUACACCUAAACACAUGUAUGGUGCAUACUGAAUAUUGAUAAGUAAGGUUUCUAGUUAUAGCAUUCCAUGAAAUGCAGGGAAGGAAAACUAAAAACUGCCAACACUUAGUAUCCUAGUCUGUGUAUGCAUGGUCUUGGUUCAUUUUGUUGCAUCAUUGCAUAGUAAUCAAAUUUAAACCUGAACUCUUCUGCCAGAUCACUGCUUUAUAUAGAAUCAGAAAACCAGAGAAAGUUCAAUUUUGUAAAGAACUCAGAAUGUUAGACGACCAGACGCUGUAGAGACUCAGGGCAAGCAACUCCUGGGAACCUUUUGCGGACAGUGUCCUGGAUACAUUGGACCACAACCCUUGCCAUCCGACCACUCCCGCUGUAAGUCUGGCCAAAUCCACGACAGAUAGGUAAAAAAGGCCUUCUCGGUACCCGUAAGCCAGAGACAUUAAUUAAACAUCUAUGGCCCAGAUUUCUGAUUAUAUAUGUAAAGGUGGUGUCGAAAGAUUGGCAUUCGAGCUGCCAGGUGGGAAUGAACGAAAGAAAAACCAGAAACUUUUUCAUGUAGAGCACGGGUUCCCAACCUAUGGGUCGCGACGGGCUUUCUGUGGGGUCGCCAACUUAUACAGUUAACUAAAAAAAAA
This is a messenger RNA of Centruroides sculpturatus (bark scorpion), 2726 nucleotides long. It is a transcript of the gene LKRSDH, whose product is annotated as alpha-aminoadipic semialdehyde synthase, mitochondrial-like. NCBI's taxonomy places the organism in Eukaryota, Metazoa, Arthropoda, Arachnida, Scorpiones, Buthidae. The record is from RefSeq and is a predicted model, not a curated record. Bases 25 to 2019 code for a protein of 664 amino acids. Gene Ontology annotation, cellular component: cytoplasm. Gene Ontology annotation, molecular function: saccharopine dehydrogenase activity. The transcript has 18 exons.